GAGUGGAAAGGAAUAUGACCAAUAAAAAUGGCCACCUUAGGAAGUAGAGUCCUCUCUCUCAGCACCCUCUCUUCUACUGCAGCCUCCUAUGCGCCUAAAACCGCAGAUAAGGCCCCCUUCGGAGCAUCUAAUAAGUGUUCAUGGAAUGUGAAAUCUGGACAUUUGCUGCGAUGUUCUCGGGUUGUGGCACGAGCCCAAGCUCGACCCACUUGGCUCCCUGGGCUAGACCCUCCACCCUAUCUCGAUGGAACUUUGGCAGGUGAUUUUGGGUUUGACCCGCUCGGGCUUGGUGAGGACCCCGAGAGCUUGAGAUGGUAUGUUCAGGCAGAACUGGUCCAUUCCCGCUUCGCGAUGGCCGGUGUUGCUGGAAUUCUUUUCACUGAUUUACUUCGGGUAACAGGAGCAAGUGACCUACCAGUGUGGUACGAAGCGGGUGCAGUUAAGUAUGAAUUUGCCAACACUGAGACCUUGUUCAUUGUCCAGCUACUCUUGAUGGGCUAUGCUGAGACGAGAAGAUAUAUGGACUACAAGAGCCCCGGGUCUCAAGCCCAAGAGGGAUCCUUUUUCGGGUUGGAAGCUGCACUGGAAGGUUUGGAGCCUGGGUAUCCUGGAGGUCCCCUGUUAAACCCGCUCGGCCUUGCUAAGGAUAUCAAGAAUGCCCAUGAUUGGAAGCUCAAAGAAAUCAAGAACGGGAGACUGGCGAUGGUGGCAAUGCUGGGGAUAUUCGUGCAAGCCAAUGUUACUCAUGUCGGACCCAUCAACAACUUGGUGGAUCACCUCUCCGACCCAUGGCACAGAACCAUCAUUCAGACCCUUGCCAGUUCCUCUUAAAAUUCUGUUCUUUAUGAUCACAAGAUCUUCAUUGUAGAAAAGCUUCAACCAAAACAACUGUUUCAUUCAUUUUCCGACUCCACGUACGACCUGAAAAUCCUUGGUGCUAUACGCUCGAUUUUAUUAGUGGCAUAGGAAUUCGAAUCUUCAGGCAA
This is a messenger RNA of Punica granatum (pomegranate), 986 nucleotides long. The record is from RefSeq and is a predicted model, not a curated record. Lineage: Eukaryota; Viridiplantae; Streptophyta; Magnoliopsida; Myrtales; Lythraceae.